Molecule: messenger RNA, 1831 nt
Organism: Agelaius phoeniceus (red-winged blackbird)
Lineage: Eukaryota; Metazoa; Chordata; Aves; Passeriformes; Icteridae
Biological process (GO): nucleus-vacuole junction assembly
Molecular function (GO): protein binding; protein-membrane adaptor activity
Source: RefSeq, a predicted model, not a curated record
AUGGGUCAGCUAUGUGGACGAUGCAUGCAGCUCCUGCGGGACUUCAUAGGCUUUGUUCAGAGGAUGUCCUCUGACUUGGUGCAAGGCAUCAAGGAAUGCUUAACUCUGAUAAGCAAUUGUUCCUGCUUAAAACAGAACAGCUCUAAAAACAGGCAGCUGUACAAGCCCAUCCUACAGCCUCAUGAGAGAGUGACUGCACAGGAGUUUCUUCAGCAUAUUGAAACAGAUUUUGAAAUGUCUCCACUGGGAAAGGACCCUCUGGAAGCCUUGAGGACCUUAUCCUUUUCGGAAAACCCAGGUUUACAGCAGUCGGCUGCCCUCUAUUACUUGCAUAUGAGUCAGCACAUGAACAUCCCCCUGCCUGUGGAACAUCUGGAACCCUUCUAUGCCUUACUACGUUCUGCUGACCUGGAAGUGCAGCAGAUGUCUUCCUUGUCCCUUGUCAACUUCCUGCUGGAAGAAAAUAUUGACAAAGAAUUAGUUGUCCAAAUGGGUUUACUUGAGCCAAUUCUGGAUCUGCUUGAAUCGGAGGAUCCCACUGUCCAGUGUAAUUCCUGUGCCUGCAUCAUGACUUUGGCUGUUUCAGAGUCCAACCGAGAGGCUAUUGGUGCUGCUAGAGGAGUUACACCCCUACUGUCUCUUGCCAAUUCCUAUGAUCCCAGAGUCCAGCAAAAUGCAGUUGGUGCUAUUCUGAACCUCACACAAUCAGAGAAAAUCCAACAAGUCCUUUGCAAGGAAGGAGCCCUACCAGUUCUUGCCUUGCUGCUGGAAUCUCCUGACUCAGAAGUCCAGUACUACAGCUGUGCUGCCCUGAGCAACAUGGCAGCCAAUGUUCAGCACCACAAAGCCUUGCUGAGACCCAGUGACAGAUUCCUGCUGUGGACACUGAUCUCUCUCCUAUCCUCUUCUGUGGACAAGGUUUCAAGCCAGGCAUGUGUUUGCCUAAGAAAUUUGGCUACCAGUGUGGACAUCCAGGCUGAGAUGGUUGUUGAGAACGUCCUGCCCCAGCUGUGCUCUCUCCUGGCCUCUGGAAGCGAGGACGUGCGUCGUGCCUCCAUCGCUCUGCUCUGGAUACUCUCCCAGCACCCGCCCAACCAGGACACUCUGGCAUGUGCUGAGCUCCUGCAGAGCCUGGGGAUGUUACUGGCAGCACAUAAAACAGACCCUGUGAUUGUUGGACAUACUGCUUGCAUCAUCAAAAACCUGUGCCUUUCCAAAAACAGACAGAGAAUCACUGAGAGCCGCUGUGUCGAAGGUCUCCUCCAGACCAUGCUUUUGACCGACACUCAGGAAGACUCCCUUCAUUACGUGACAUCCUGCCUUGCUGAGCUAGCAAAGCAAGAAGGAGCCAUGUUACACAUGGUCCAGUGGAUGGAUGAACCUUUGACAAGGUGCUUGGUGAGACUGGCUGGCCAACUGGAACAUCCUGAGCCAUCCUUUCAUGCUGCCUCCAUCAUCCAGCACAUGAUCAGUCACGAAAAAAUGAUGCUUUUGUGGAAGUAUCACAUUGAAGAGAUUCAAGCCUACCUCAAGAAUUUUCUUACCCACCAAGAGGUCCGUUUUCAGCAGCUGGGCAUCUCCACACUCUGCGGACUACGAGCAGAUCCAGACUUUUCAUUAGCAUUCAGAAAAAGCCAAAUGGCUGAACUCCUUGAGCAAAUCCGUCAGCAAACAGAAGAAACUCAAGAGCUCCUUAGGGCAGCUAUGUGCCACGAAGACAGUUAAUAUUUAAGCCAAAUGGUCUAUGAAAACUUACCAGAUCCAAUGGCCUGAACUUUCAGAGGAAACAACUCUUUUCCUUGGUUCCUGUAAUUUUCCUGCUACUUGCAGU